Molecule: messenger RNA, 1266 nt
Organism: Leishmania braziliensis MHOM/BR/75/M2904
Lineage: Eukaryota; Euglenozoa; Kinetoplastea; Trypanosomatida; Trypanosomatidae
Product: DNA-damage inducible protein DDI1-like protein
Exons: 1
Coding region: 1-1266 (421 amino acids)
Biological process (GO): proteolysis
Molecular function (GO): aspartic-type endopeptidase activity
Source: RefSeq, a predicted model, not a curated record
AUGGUGCAGCUCACCAUCAACAACAGCAGGGGCAUUACACUUUGCCGAGUCAGCCUUCCUGCCAGCGCGACGGUGCAGCAGCUGUGGGAGCAGCUCAUCGCUGCGAAUCCGAAGCUGGGCCGGGUGCAGACCAUUCGCAACGAAGUUCGUCAGGUGACGCACCACCUCCCGCUAGGCUCGUCCUUUACGCAGAGCGGGAUCUCCUCCACCGAGCUAACACUGCUGCAAGCUGGCCUAGUGGGACAAGAUGCGAAGGCGGAGACGUUGGUGGUGCUGAUGGCACCUCGUAGCACUACCUCGUCGUUGGCAGCGGCAGUGAACAAUGCCAGAGAAUGCAUUACAGAGAUGUUUGAUACCGCCACGGGGUCUCAGCCGCCGCCGCCGCCGCCGCCGGUGAUGGGACGCGUAGUGGCGCAGCCCCCCGCCAAUGUCGAUCCCCACAUGAUGGACGGGCACCAGGUGGCGCUGCAGCAACGUAUUUACGCCCAAAUUCAGCAGCAGCAGAUUGAUGAAAACCUCGCCAACGCGCUCGAGUACACGCCGGAGGCGUUCGCGAGGGUUUCGAUGCUCUACGUGCCCUGCACAAUUAACAAAGUUCCUCUCAAAGCCUUCGUCGACUCCGGUGCGCAGAACAGCAUUAUGAACAAGCGCACGGCAGAGCAGUGUGGGCUGAUGCGGCUCGUCGACGUCCGCAUGCGUGGCGUCGCUGUCGGGGUGGGGCGGCAGGAGAUCUGCGGUCGGAUUCACAUGGCCACCGUGAACCUCGCAGGCAUGUUUAUCCCCUUUGCCUUCUAUGUGAUCGAGGACCAGACGAUGGACUUGAUCAUCGGCCUGGAUCAGCUGAGGCGCCACCAGAUGAUAAUCGACCUCAAGAGCAACUAUCUCAUCAUCGACAGCGCCAAGGUCUCAUUUUUACCGGAGAGAGAUCUGCCCACGAUGCCGUACGACGAUGAGCUGGCGAGCGCGCCUGUCAAGGCGGAUCAUCAGGCGCACGGGCCGCGUCGCCAGAACCCGUCGCUGACAACGGCGAAGACUAUCACCGCCACCACUGCUUCCGCCCCUGCAGGGGUGACGCUGAGGGCCGAGGCUGCGCCAGUGGCACCUGCCCUAGCAGAAGCACCGGUGCUUUCUGAGAAAGAGCGGCUGGCCCGGAUUCAAGAAUUCAUGACCCUCUCGGGUAUCACGGACCACAAGCAGGCAGUGGAGUUGCUGGAGGCCGCCGACUGGGACACCAUCGUCGCGGCAGCACUCCUCUUCGACACUUAG